Molecule: messenger RNA, 1250 nt
Organism: Xiphophorus couchianus (Monterrey platyfish)
Lineage: Eukaryota; Metazoa; Chordata; Actinopteri; Cyprinodontiformes; Poeciliidae
Product: glycine N-acyltransferase
Exons: 6
Coding region: 117-935 (272 amino acids)
Cellular component (GO): mitochondrion
Molecular function (GO): glycine N-acyltransferase activity
Source: RefSeq, a predicted model, not a curated record
CUCAAAGAAGUGUCUUCAGAAAACAAAGUGAACAACAGGAGCUUCACAUUGGUGCAUCUUAUGUAUCUUCCAGACAUCAGCCAUCUACGUGCACCAGAUGUUGACAGUUUAACGUCAUGGAGCUGACUGAAGACCAGCUGAAAGUUGCAGAGACUGAACUGCAAAAACAGCUUCCUCAGUCACUAAAGAUUUACGGUUUCUUGGUCCUCAGAAACCGAGUGAAAUCAGAUUCUUAUAUUGUUUUAGUGGACAGAUGGCCACAGUUCAGCGUAAUUAUCUGCAAACCCCAGUAUAAACAGAAAACGGAUCUGUUCAAAGACACAAUCGUUUUUGCAAAUGAUGAAGCUAUUCUCACCGAAACAAUAAGGAACUCUUCUGUAAUUGACUGGAGCAGGUACCUUUGUCUUGGAAUCAGUCUUCCCCACAUGGAGAUAGUCAAAGCAGUUGCAGCAGAAAGAAAUGUUCCCAGCAACCAACUGUCACUUUGUCACAUGAUGAUAUUGGAAGAUGCAUCCAAGCUUCCUACUAUAGAUUGCUCUGGGAUCUGCCUCAGCUCCCUGGAUGAAUCCCACCUUGACUUGGUGAAUCAGAUGUGGAAGUUUGGAAAUAAUGAAGGCGCUGCCAGGAUGAUCCGAAACAUGGUUACAAACUUCCCAUCCUGCUGCGUUUUGGAUCCCGAAGGAAACCCUGUUUCCUGGAUUUUGACCUACGUGUGCUGCGCCCUAGGAAUGUUGUAUACUUUACCAGAACACAGAGGGAAAGGCUACGCUAAAGCCUUGAUUAGCAGCAUGGCUAAAAAAUUCUGUGGUCAGGGCUACCCAGUGUUCUGUUUCAUAGAGGAGGACAACAAAACCUCUUACCAACUCUUUAAAGAUAUGGGAUUCUCUGAGGAUCCCUCAUACAGAGAAACAUGGUAUGGAUUCAAUGAUUUUUAAAUGACAAAAGCUAAGCUAAUAGAAAAAAAUACAUUUCAUGAAUUUAUAAUUAUAAGGUGUUUGAAAGUUGUUUGACUUUCAUUCAAAAUAACAGGAGAACUAGUCACAAAUAUUAAAAACAACAUUCCUAACUUGUUAGUUGCCAUUUCAAAUCCAGGCUUCAGUUGUUAAGCAGGAGCUUUUCAGUGCAGAUCUAUCACUUUUCAGGAGACAUACUUGAUGAAGCAUUUGACCUGAAAAUUAAACAUUAGAAAAUGUGAGAUUAUGGGAAACAUCGCUUGAUUAUUGACAAAUAAACAGCUGUUUGAGAGGAGA